Paramecium octaurelia is the source of this 1576-nucleotide messenger RNA. The record is from the annotation of a GenBank genome assembly. Lineage: Eukaryota; Ciliophora; Oligohymenophorea; Peniculida; Parameciidae.
AUGCUUUUUGAACCUGAUAUAAUGAAUAGGUAUCAACAAUUCUCAACCUAUUAAACAUAAAACAUGAAGGUGAUGGAAGUUCUUAACACUGCACUUUUUGAAAGAGCAUUAUUGGAAGGCUCAUAUGCUUAAAGUUUGGAUCAAUUAGCUAAAAUAUUAGAUCUUAAUGAAGAUGGCAUAAUAAAUGACGACAUAAUCGACAUAGUCUAAGCUUAUAGGAGUGUAAUUUUAUGCGAAAAGGAGUAAGCUGAAUACUUGAAGGAAUCUUAUAAAAACGAUGCUUUGGUUGUAUUGAAAGACCUGCUCGCUAAAUAACAUGAUGGAGUUUCAAAAAUCGAGAAUACUUGCAGACUCUUAGAUAAGCAACUCAAAUCUAAUGUCAAUAAUUUAUCUAGAAGAGCCAAUCGAUAUAAAUAAAGCAUCAUUGAUUUGCCUUUUGCUAAAACCGAUUCAAUUAGAACAGCUUUAGAAUAAGAAAAACAAUAAAACAAUAUAUUCUUAAGAUAGGCCAUAACAGAUUACAAUCAGACAAUAAGCGAAUACUUUGAAGGAUGUGCUUAGCAAGAGUAGAUAGUGAUUCAAUUAGAUAAAUAAAGAAGAGCUGUAUUCAAUGAUAUUCAAAUGAAGUUGUAAGUCUUUCAUAUCUCAACCAUCAAAAAUGUAGAAUAUGCACUCAAAAAAAUGAAUUAAGUAAAUAUGUAUAAAAAAAUAGAAAAUAGAAGCUCAAGAAAUAUCAAAACCUAUUUUUAUGUUUAAAAUAGAAGAUUAGACAAGACCAGUGUUGAAUAAAUUUAAUAUUAAUGAUUACAUUAUGUAAACAGAAAUGGAAAUUAGGAAUUAAUAACCAUCUUUAAAUUUGAAAUCAAAAUAGGCUACAUAAGGUAAUAUGAUAUCUAAUUUAAGAGAUAAAGUCAUUGUGGUCCUCAAUCAAGAGAACUAUAAAUCGUGAUAGCUCUUAUGAUUCAGUUUUUAAUUCAUUGAGUUAAUCAAAUUUCGUAGUUAAUGAUCAAUUGUUUGCAAAGUUGGCAGGCUCAAAUGAAGAACUUGAUUAAUUUUUAGAUUCAUUAAGAGAAUCUAAGUUACCAAUGGAUGCAAAAUCAUAAUUGAUAAAGCUAAACAUUUAUAUGCAGAACCUCCAUAAAUUAUUAGUUGAUUUAAUUCAUUAUGUAAUUGAUUUUAAGAGAAUUAGUUAUAUCAUCGGAAUCUAACUGAGUAAACCAUAAAGUUAAUUAAGUAAACAUUACAAAAGUACCAUACAUUCCCAGUUCAGGAUGAUUUAAAAGAUCAAAUUACGUUAUAUUAUGAUAACAUACUGAAACAACCUUGUUUGAUGGAUGUUGAAUUUUGGAAGAGACACUUUAUUAUAAAGCUGCAUGAACAAUAAUAGGUGGAUUCAUAAAAUGAAGUAAAGAAACAUGAAAUUAUUGCCGAAAUUAAAUUUUAAUCUUCAAAACUCCUAUAACACAGUAUCAAUCCAAGUGUCAUCAUACAAGCAGUUUAGAAACUAGAAUUAGAACAAGAUGAGAUCGAUCAAAUAAUAAAUCAUAUCAAAAUGAAGGUUGAUGAGAAGUGAGAA